Messenger RNA from Uloborus diversus, 3461 nucleotides. RefSeq names its product DNA-directed RNA polymerase I subunit RPA2-like. Gene Ontology annotation, molecular function: ribonucleoside binding; DNA binding; DNA-directed RNA polymerase activity. Lineage: Eukaryota; Metazoa; Arthropoda; Arachnida; Araneae; Uloboridae. The transcript is spliced from 25 exons. Gene Ontology annotation, cellular component: RNA polymerase I complex. Gene Ontology annotation, biological process: DNA-templated transcription. The coding region runs from base 118 to 3279 and encodes 1053 amino acids. The record is from RefSeq and is a predicted model, not a curated record.
AAAAGCAGAGACGAAAUUCAUUAUGUUUGCAAUUCUAGCAGUUUCUGAUCAAUCUGAAAGCUUUUUGUCUACAUGUUCGUAACCUAUCAUUAAAUUCAUAAUACCUAAUCAUUAAAAAUGUUUAAGCAAAAGUUUUCUCCAAAUUAUAUUAGAUUGAUUUCCCAUUUUCACAUUGACUCAUUCAAUUUUGUGAUCAGAAAAGGUCUGAGCUCCAUGUGCUUGGACUUAGAUCCACUUUAUACUGAUACAGACAUACCGGUUAAGAUAUCAAUAUCUAAUGCAGAAAUGACACAGCUGGAUCUUCCAAUGGAUGGGAGAAGAAACAAGAGGACUGUUUACCCAUCAGAAGCCAGGAUUCGAAAGUGGACCUACUAUGCUCAGCUGAAAUUGCAAUUGAAGUUUCAGAUUGGCGAAGAGAUAGAAUAUGCAGAAAGGGUGUUUUAUGCACCUUUAAUGCUAAAAUCUGACCUUUGCUAUUUGAGUGUUAUGAAUGAUGAGCAGCUUGAAAAAGUUAAAGAAGAUUGCAAUGAUCCAGGAGGAUACUUCAUUAUUAACGGAACAGAACGAAUGAUGUAUUUGUUCCUUGUUCCAAAACGAAACUACAACAUGACUAUUCAUUUUGUCAAUGAUAGCACUUAUGAAGUGCGAUUCUUUUACAAAAGGAGAUCGUACUGUGUUCCAUUUAUGCUUUUGGUUAGAGCAUUAGUUGCUGAAACAGAUCUUUCUGUUGUAGAAAGCAUUUUACAUUUUGUCAACGACAUCAGUUUCAAACAGUCCUUAGUUCAGAUGCUUAGAAAUCUGCAUUCCAAUAGCAUACAUUCUCAAAGAGAUGCUAAGAAUUUUAUGGGACAACUUUUCCUAAAAGUAUCUCAGUUGCCAUCCAUUACUCCAUUAAAUGAAGUUGCUGAUCAUGUAUUGCACUUUUGUGUUUCGAAAUUAUUCUGCUUUGUGCACCAAAAAUGCAUCAUAGAAGAUCCAGAAAAUAUUGUUUAUCAAGAAAUUUUAUCGCCCGGUCAAAUAUACCUAAUUAUUAUGAAAGAAGGAAUUAAUUUCUUUCUGAAUUCUGUCAAGCGUGUUAUGUUGCGGAAAAUGAAAGACAGUUCCUUCAAAUUUAACAGAGAUACAGUUCAUCGUUGCUGCAAUCAAGCAAUCUCAUUUUCUGCUAUGGUAAAGUCCAUGAUUGCCACAGGAAACAUCCCUGCAAAAGCCCACGGCUUUUAUUCUGAUACCGGCUAUACUGUGCCUUUAAAAAGGAGGAAUGUUCUUUCAGUGAUAUCACAAUAUACACGAGUAUCAAAAUUUUCAAUGGAGUUUUGCUCAAAAAAUGCAAGGAAAUUUUAUGCUGAGUCCUGGGGUUUUUUAUGUCCAGCACAGACACCUGAAGGAGAAAAAUGUGGACUUGUUAAUCAUUUAGCUUCUGGGUGUCAGAUUGUGAGCAUGAAUGCCAAAAGUAUUGAGUGGACAUCAUUUUACAAGAAAGGAGUCUUGAAAUUAAAUGACCCAAUGCUGUUUAAAAAUGUUUCCAAUAUUCCUGUCAUUGUGGAUGGUACCCUCAUAGGCUUUAUAGAUCAUUGCAUUGUCAAUAAAUUCAUCAAUUACCUAAACUGCUCGAAAAUUUUCUGUAUAGAUGAAAUUCCCAGUUAUUCUGAAGUAUUAUUUCUGUCAAAAGACAACUGUGGCUCUGCAUUACCAGCCCUUUAUGUGUAUUCAUCUCCAUGUAGAAUCAUGCGAAUUGUAAAAAAUAAAGAGCCUGAAAGAAUUUUUCUACUUGGAUGCUUUGAACAGCAGUUCAAUGAAUUACUCUCCUACGAAGAAGUGAAUAGUCACUGCUUUCUGGGUCUGUCUGCCUGUUUCAUGCCCUUUUCAGAAUAUAAUCCUGGAGUACGGAACAUUUUCUCUUGUGUGAGCUUAUUCGACCCAAUGAACUCCAAUGAUGAGAAAAGUGUCCAAGGGAUAAGCGUUCCUUUUAUUAACUGGAGUUCAAGAACUGAUGUUGAAGCAUCUUUUCUUAUUAACUAUCAGGCACCACUUGUCAGUUCAAGCAUAGCAGAAAGUUACGGUAUUGAUUCCUAUCCACUUGGGACCAAUGUACAUAUAGCCAUUUUGUCUUAUACGGGUUUCGAUAUGGAAGAUGCUAUUGUGUUAAACAAAAGUUGCAUAGAACGAGGUCUUAUGAGGCAUAUUACAAACAGAACAGUCUCUUUCAGCUUUGAUGAUUUGGCUUUGGAACUUAAAUCUAGUAAAGUUGGAAAUGUGAUUCUUUUGCGUGAUUCUAGUAACCAGAAUUUGGAAAACUUUUUAGAUAUCCAUGGACUUCCAUACAUUGGAAGGUUGAUUUCAAGAGGGGAUCCAAUUUUGAGUGCCUAUUCUACAGAAACUAGGACAUUUGUAAUAAAAACUUAUGAGAUAUCUUCUCCAGCAUAUGUGCAAUCUGUUAGAGUAAUGGAUGUUGUUCCUAGUAACAUAUUGCCCAAACAAGAAAAGAAGGUUUCAGUCACUUUCACUUCUGUGGCAGUUCCAGAAAUUGGCGAUAAAUUUAGCAACAGGCAUGCACAGAAAGGCAUUUGUAGUUAUUUGAUGCCACAUGAAGAUCUGCCAUUCACAGAAGAUGGAUUAGUGCCUGAUUUAAUAUUCAAUCCUCAUGGAAUGCCUUCAAGAAUGUCUAUAGGCAUGUAUUUUGAGAUGAUGGCUUCAAAAUCUGCAUCAGUAAAAGGGUCUAAAUAUAUCUUUGAACCUUUUAAGUAUUCAACAAGUUCUAAGCUGCAGGGAAACUUUUCUUUUUCAGACGGUUUCGAGUAUUAUGGUACAGAAAAACUCUAUAGUGGUACUUCGGGAGAAGUAUUAGAAGCUGAAGUAUUUUGUGGUUUUGUUUACUGUCUGAGACUUCAUCAUCUUGUUGAGCAGAAAUACCAAGUUCGAUCAAUUGGACCUACUGAAGAACACACUCAACAGCCUCUGUACGAGAGCCGAUCAGGUGCUAUAAGAGUCGGCGAAAUGGAAAAGGAUGCCAUUUUGUCACAUGGUUCUUCCGAGUUGAUAGCUGAUCGUCUUCUACAUAAUUCUGAUAAAUGUACAGCUUUUAUAUGCUCCAGGUGCAAACAGAUAUUGUUUCCAGUAUUACAGCAUAUUCUACAAGAAAGUGUUUCACAUUUAGAAAAAAACGACUUUUGUAAAAUGUGCCGUUUGCGUAGCACAGUUAAAGUUGAAGUGCCAUAUGUAUUGAUGUAUUUAAUAGCUGAACUCUGUGUUCUGGGUAUCAAAAUUAAAUUUUCCAUAUGAAAUACCCAAAAGAACUUUCACGGUAGAAUCUCACCCAAGAAAGAGCCGAUAUUGGUGUAGCGCACAGGCGGACACAUUGCCACCAUUUUAAAUUUGGGUUAGAAUGUAACCGAAAGUUAUUUCUGAGCUUAGCAUCUUUUUCUUUAUUUUCUUCUCAUUCUACAAUAUUUGAACUCACUUAA